UUCUGAAGGCUGUUUGUGAGUACUCGCAAGCUGAGUUGACCAGUGUUCGUGUCUACUGCUGUUGCUGGCAGGCUGGCUCCGGAGUGAGUGCAGAUAUUUGCAAGAAGAAGGACGUGAAGAAAAAAAACUAAGGAUCCGAUAAAAAAUUAUGUUCUGCUUCACAUAUCCCCUGAAUUUAGACUAAUUGUGAUAUAGCCUGCUUUUUUGUUAUCCUUUGUAAGCUUUCCAGCACUCGGUGUGUGGAAAUGACUGUGAAAAUAAAUUCAAAACGGGUACUACAAUGGAAGUAGUGAAAAUUUUUCGAUGCUCCCAACCCGUACUGGGUGUGUUUAUUUUAGCGAGCUCAGCCAUUUUGGAUAAUGAUUUUUCUUCGACUUUGUAAAAAUAUGCGAGUUGGAGCGUUUAGGAAAUGCUUAGUCAAUGGUGUGAUUAGAUGUUAGGCUAAAUGAAUUAUUCGCUGGUGUUUGAGUAGUAAAAUUAAUCCCGUGAAAGGAUUGAAGAAUGAGUAGAAGCCGUCGUUCUUCGUAUGGGCAUAGCCACUAUCAGCAUCAGUUUACUGUCACCUCAACCAUCAACUACGGUGACGGGUUGUGUGAUAAUGGAGCCAGUGUUUCGCAAAACGAUGCACCAUCCCCCUCCAGAUUUAGUGAAUCAUCAUCCUAUUCCAACCUUGGAACACGUCUGACGGCUUUCGUGUCUCCUGCUAGUAACGAGUGUUAUCGAAAUGAUGAAAAUUUGCGGCCCUGCUGUAUGGCAGCACCACCAUCUUCGGCAGCAACACAAUCGAGCGAUCGAUAUUCCACCAACUCUGCCCCCACAUCUAUCAUCGCUUAUCCUGAUAAUAGAAAUGCACCACACCAUCGCUCGAUGUCACCUAGCUCCAGAACUCGCUACCCAGUCCCGGAACGAUUUCGCGAUCCUCCACCUCCGAAAACCGACCAAUAUGGAAACUAUUUGAUUAACAAUCCUCCUUUAAUGACCAGCUCCGAAAGUUACCAAUAUUUAACAUCCACUGUACAUACACCUGUUAAACGUUACAUCCCGACGCCACCACCUCCCGAAAGUUAUCAGCAGGAAAUGGGCUUAGGACCGAGUUUGAUGGCUGGACUAAUCGCCUCGAAGGGAGGAAUGAACAUUAUUAAUCAGGCUGGCUCAAGGACACCCGUCGUUAGUACCCUUCCUUAUCGUGUGAAAAUCGAAACCAAAAAUCCACAAGUGCAAAGUAUAGCCGAAAAUACGACAGAUCACUAUGCUACACCACCUCGUGCAAGACCCGUCAAAUGCCAACAGCCCCUUUGUACAUUCAGUCAGUCGGCUACGCUUGGACGACAGUCUCGUCAGUUAUGCCCUACUGUUCCAGACUACUCCAUGUUACGCACUCCCACGCCUGUAAGUAUCAUGAGUGAACCGAUCGCAACGAACCUGACCGAUGAGGAAAACUGUUACCACUGUAGUACCCUGCGUAGAGCUACUGGAGUACACCAGACUACGCAAACAUCUGGUCCAAUCAGUCCGCAACCGUUGUCCAUCUCCUCGGUAUCCAUGUCCGAAAUGGAACGUCAGUCGCCGCUAAGCCCACCGUCACUAGUAUCGCAUGCAUCCUACUCCCAUCAACAUCCACUGAUCGUAUCCGGUGACGACGGCCGUAAUUCGUCCUCCCUCAUCAUCUCCCAGUCGCAUACUCUCAACAGCUCCUGUAGCAACCCAUCCAUUAUUAUCCAGUACCAACAGCAACACAUCCAGCAUCAACAGAUCCAACAGCAGCCUCUCUAUCAACAGCUUCAGCAACUACAGCAGCAACACGCACAGCAUCAACAGCAACAACAAUCACUACCGCUUCAGCAAAUCCCAACUCCUAGACUACAAGCGGAUUCCACUCCUUCUACACUUCAACGCAAUGUGCAACCGUGUCGGGCUCGUCUAUCGCAUAAACAACGCAUCAAAGAGUAUCUUCGCCGCAGUACGGCGCAGUUUUUCGGGGUUGAUCAACUAAACGAAGACUACGAGCAGCAGAAAUGGGAGGAUCGCCAAAAGCGACUCGCGGUUCGUCGGUUUGGAACGUUAAAGGAAGAUGCCGUAGUUGGACGGGUUAACGAGGUACACGCCGAAAUGUUGAAUGAGCACAGUGACAGACCAGAUGUUCUACCGGCACAAAGCCAGGACGAACCGGCAACGGAGCAGAAUCGUCGUCAGAGAUUCAACCCGUACUAUCGGCACGAUGGAACUGAUGAGUUUCAGGUUGAACGGAAACAAUCGGUUACGCAGAUGAUUGGCAGUGGCAUCGUUUUUGUGGUACAGAGCUUGAGAAACCGUAUUCCACGGAGACAAAAACAGUGGUCUAGGAGUUUUGCUCCGGCUCAUGUUGCUCUGAACAAUGACGACAAUGAUCUGUGCGAUGGUUUGACACCGAUUCAGGAUGAUGAGUUGUUUUUCGACAUUCCAACAAUUAGCAACCAACAGCAGAUAGAGCAGGAUCUUGGAGUCGACAAUUCCCGGCAGAUCUACGUGGUAGAUGCGAAUCAUGCGACGAUCGGGAAUGGAUGGCGAACGCGAUCAGCGGAGAUACAGAUCCAGCAGCAACGACCGUCUCGUCCUGCCAGAAAUGCACUUUAUCAAUACUAUGGACAACGCAUCACGACGCACAUUUUGGACAGUGUAUUGGACAAUUCCAGGCGGAUGUCGAACCACAGUAUUAAACUGUUGAGGCCAAAUUCUCUGGACGACCGCUACGAUCAUAGACCGUUUUUCACGUACUGGGUCAAUACAACGCAGGUUCUAGUACUGCUGCUGACGCUUUUGUGUUACGGAAUUGGACCGAUUGGAAUCGGGUAUGAGCAGAAAAGUGCACAGGUUUUGGUUACGAGCUUAAGUUUGCAAACUGUGCAACAUUACGAGCAACGAAAUGUUUGGAUUGGACCACGGGGUGAUGAUUUGGUACACGUGGGGGCUAAGUAUGCAGCAUGCAUGCACAAAGACACAAAGGUGAUGGAAUUGAUUUCGAAGACUCGAAAACAGGAACGGGAAACGGCAUGUUGUAUACGAAACGACGACUCCGGAUGUGUUCAGAGUUCGCAAGCGGACUGUUCCGUGCGCGGUUUGUGGCCAACGACCAUUUCGACAUGGAAAAAGUGGUCUCCAGGUGAUUCGGGUCCAGGAGGACGGAUAUCGGGUAGUGUUUGCGGCCUGGAUCCAAAGUACUGUGAAGCUCCGGCUUCCGUAGCACCCCAUGAAUGGCCUGACGAUAUAACAAAAUGGCCUAUCUGUAGGAAAAAUAAUCAAGUAUCGCAAAAAUUUCGUUUCAAGGAUCACACAGCGGAACACAUGGUCUGCGAAGUUAUUGGUCAUCCGUGCUGUGUGGGAAUCUCAGGGGAGUGUCGAAUCGCUACCAGGGAGUACUGUGAUUUUGUGCGAGGAUAUUUUCAUGAAGAAGCCUCGUUGUGUUCACAGGUUUCUUGUCUAAACGACGUGUGCGGAAUGUACCCGUUCAUUGCUACCGACAUCCCGGAUCAGUUCUAUAGACUGUUCACGUCACUGUACCUUCACGCCGGUAUUAUGCACAUAGUGCUAACCUUUGCCUUCCAGCAUAUCCUCCUAUCGGAUCUGGAGCGUUUGCUGGGCUCACUCCGGACGGCAAUCUUGUACAUCGGCUCAGGUGUAGCAGGGAACCUCACCAGUGCAAUUUUUGUACCAUACAGACCGGAGGUUGGACCACUGCCAUCGCUUGCGGGGACGAUUUCCUCGCUUCUAACACUGCUGAUCGUAUGUCAUUGGCGCAAUCUCAAGCGGCCUCAUCUAGCGCUGUUCAAACUUAUCAUAGUAGGCUUUUUAGUGUUCGGUAUGGGUAUGCUACCGUGGCAACAGAACUUCACUGGAUUGGUGGCAGGAUUAUUAUUCGGGAUGACUUAUACCCUUGCACUAACGCCGUACGUCCACGUGAGGAAGUACAGCAGGAAAAGAAAGAUCAACCUCAUAUGGACUUGUUUCGUGUUUCAGUUCACGCUAUACGCCUUUAUGUUCCUAGCGUUCUAUCUGUUUUCGGCACCAUUUUCGCUCAAUUUCGUCGACGGCAAUCAGAUCGCCAGCGUGAACGACCACGGCGGUUUGCAUGACCAUUUCAACCCAUACGACACGUUCAAUUAUUUCAACAACAAAAAUGCUGACAGCACGGGCUCGGGCUCCGGCACCGGAUCUAAUGGCGGACCCGGAGGAGGAGGAGGAGGAGGACGCGGCGACGGCGGAGGGCGGUACGGGAACGGGGGUGGCGCUAUCAGUAUGUCGGGUGGAACGAUAAAAAAUAUUCCGAAACCGAAAUACAAUAAUAUGCAAAGUAGUAGCAGUAGCAGCAGUAAUGGCGGCAGCAGAAGCAACAACGCUAAUCUCAACGCUAAAACCAAUAGCCAUACUCAUAAACAGGUAGCUAUAUGUGAGAAGGGACAGUGCAAUCCGCGUCCGAACGCAUGACGUCGAUGUGUUCUAUGGUUUGCUCCGUUGCAGUUGGUUUACGUUCUUUCCAUUCUGGUCAUGAUUAUUGUAACGUUACACGAUAACGAAUAUAUACUGAUAUACUAUAUAUACUGGUGAAUAAAGAACGCAGGUAGCGAAAGCCAUGUACACGUCAGAUUUGGUGGACAGUUA
Messenger RNA from Topomyia yanbarensis, 4635 nucleotides. RefSeq names its product inactive rhomboid protein 1-like. Gene Ontology annotation, molecular function: serine-type endopeptidase activity. The transcript has 6 exons. NCBI's taxonomy places the organism in Eukaryota, Metazoa, Arthropoda, Insecta, Diptera, Culicidae. Gene Ontology annotation, cellular component: endoplasmic reticulum membrane. The record is from RefSeq and is a predicted model, not a curated record. Gene Ontology annotation, biological process: regulation of protein secretion; regulation of epidermal growth factor receptor signaling pathway. The coding region runs from base 502 to 4461 and encodes 1319 amino acids.